CCAUGGCGGUGUGCGCCCGCCUCUGCGGGGUGGGCCCGGCCCGCGGCUGCCGCCGGCGAGGGGCGGCUCGGGAGCAGCGGCACGGGGGAGCCGGCGACAGCGAGCCUGACACCGACACUGAUCCCGAGGAGGCCGGCGGCGGUGCCACGGAGGAUGACGAGGUGGCAGAGCGCAUUGAGGGCGGGCGACCCGCGCCGCACCCCGCUGAGGCCGGCCCGGCCGGGCGGGCUCCGCUGUCCCUCCUGGAGCUGCCCCCCGAACUCCUAGUGCAGAUCUUCGGUUCCUUGCCCGGUACAGACCUGCCCAGCCUGGCCCGUGUCUGCACCACCUUCCGCCGCAUCCUCCGCACCGACACGAUCUGGCGGCGGCGCUGCCGCGAAGAAUAUGGUGUCUGUGAAAACCUGAGGAAAUUGGAGAUCACAGGAGUGUCCUGUCGAGAUGUCUAUGCCAAACGUAUAAACCCACGAGUGAAGUCGGGGCGUUAUAUGAAAAUCCUUCCCGACUACGAGCACAUGGAGUACAGAGAUGUUUACACCUGCCUGCUGCACAGAUACAGACACAUCCUGGGCUUGUGGCAGCCGGACAUUGGGCCCUACGGAGGACUGCUGAAUGUGGUGGUGGAUGGGCUGUUCAUCAUCGGGUGGAUGUACUUGCCACCUCAUGACCCUCACGUUGAUGAUCCCAUGAGAUUCAAACCUCUCUUCAGGAUUCAUCUCAUGGAGAGGAAAUCUGCAACCGUCGAGUGUAUGUAUGGUCAUAAGGGACCUCACAACGGCCAUAUCCAGAUUGUAAAGAAGGAUGAGUUCUCCACAAAGUGCAACCAGACGGAUCACCACCGGAUGUCGGGGGGAAGGCAAGAGGAAUUCCGGACGUGGCUAAGGGAAGAGUGGGGUCGGACUCUGGAAGACAUCUUCCAUGAACAUAUGCAGGAGCUCAUCUUGAUGAAGUUCAUCUACACCAGCCAAUACGACAACUGCUUGACGUACCGACGCAUCUACCUCCCUCCCAGCAGCCCCAACGACCUUAUCAAGCCAGGUCUCUUCAAAGGGACUUAUGGGAGCCACGGGCUGGAGAUUGUUAUGUUGAGCUUUCAUGGAAAGAAGGCAAAAGGGACUAAAAUCACUGGAGAUCCCAACAUCCCAGCUGGGCAGCAGACUGUGGAGAUCGACCUGGCUCAUCCCCUGCAGCUGCCAGACAUCGAGAACCUUCGCGAUUUCAGCGAGCUCUCCCGCAUCGUCCUGGAGGUGCAGGAGCAAGUCCGGCGGGAGGAGCAGGAGCAAGAACACCAGCAGGAGGAAGAGGACCACUCCCAGCAAGAUGCCUCCCAGCCUGCUCCAAAGUGCCUGGGAGCAGAAGGUGCUGAGGGGGAAGAGACUGCAGCUGAGGCAGAGGGGACAACACAGGACAAGGCACCAGCUUCCCAGCCCUUCGUGCUGCCCAUGGGAGUCAUAUCAAGGAAUGAAGACUACCCCCGGACCUGCCGAAUCUGUUUCUAUGGCACGGGGCUUAUUGCUGGCCAUGGCUUCACCAGCCCCGAGAGAACCCCAGGAGUUUUUGUUCUCUUCGAUGACGAUCGCUUCGGCUUCAUCUGGCUGGAGCUGAAGUCCUUCAGCCUCUACAGCCGGAUCAAGGUCUCCUUCCAGAACGCCGAAGCGCCCUCCCGGGAGGCUUUUGAUGAGAUGCUGAAGAACAUCCAGUCGCUGGCUACUUGAUGGGUGGUUUGUGAUGGACAGGGCUAGGGGCUGCAAAGGCUGCUGUGCUCCCCAGCCAGGGCUGGGAUGGGAUGGGGAAUUCCUUGCUCUCGGUACCUCUGAAUGAAAGCAUGCACUUUUCAUAAAGCCUUUUUACCCCAAGUGUGCACACCCCAGUUACAAAUACCCAAGGCUGACCUUUCCUCCUGCCACUCCACGCUGCUCCCCGGCGGCCCUGUCUGUACCAUAGCCUUGUAUAGCUGAAGGGGUCCUGCAGAGGAGGAAACAGACGUUUUGACUGCAAAAAGAAUACACUGCAACAAAAAUAACUCGAGGUCAGAACUGGAUCAGAAGAAGCUCUAACUGACUGCAUGGACACAAGCCCUCUGCUCUGACUUUUUAGCAGUCUCCUGUGGAAAGAGCUCUUCAGGGAGGGGAUUUAUUGGAGCUUUUGCUGUGGCCCAGGAUGAUGUGUCCUCCUGGGAGACUUGCUCCACCCAGUGCAGUUCCCCACUGCAGGCUGGCUGGCUGCUUAGUGAGAAAUUACAUCAGCAGUGAUAAAGCUUAUCCUCCUCUCCAUAAACCUUUCUCUGGGUGCAGCAUUGCCAAGAGAGACUGGUGUCCUCCUUAGACACCAGCUCCUUCACCCUUGGCUUAGUAAUUGGUGUGGGUGGUUUCCUUUUCAGAAGUUUCCUCAUCUGGGCAGCAAGGGGAAGAUUCCCACCCUGAAUGACAGUGUGUGUUGUGUUGCCUUGACAUCUGGAGCUUGGUGGAUAUGCUGUCCCAGGGGUGUCAGGUCUGGGUGUCUCCCUGAAAGUAGAGGAGGUGGAGUUGUUUUAGUAGGAAUUGGGUAUGGAACUGGAAGUGAGUGGAAACUGCAGAGGCUGGUGCGUUCAGAACUGGUUUUGUACCUGGAAAGUUCACCUCAGAUCUUUUAGAGUGGAUCUGGAAGUGUAAAGGAAGGAGAAGAAAGAAAACUGAAAUAAGCCCAACUGCAGCCUGCUGACCCCUGCCCAUGAUAGGCAGCAGAAGGUGCCAUAUGUUGCUGGUACUGGUGUGACCCCAGUUCCAUGUCACUCUUGUAUCAAAUUGCCCCAUAUAGUCUGAGGAAGCAAUGAGGAGUUCUAAAUUUGCUGUGGCUUGUUAUGCACCUUUUGUGGUUGGUGCUGCUGCUGGGCUCACAGCAUCCUUCUUCAUCUCUUUCUACUUGCACUUGCUUCAUCCCAGGUGAUUGCUGCUUCCACAGAAAACCCCUGGGCUUAACUUUCCCUAGUUCUUUGUGGCAGAUCAGAGCUUCACUGGGAGGUGUGGGCUGCAGGCAAGGGAGCAGGUUCCCUAUAGACUGUCCUCUGCAGGAAAACCCUGGCCAAUGCUAAUCUAUGGACUGGGGUGAGCUAGAAACCAUCAGCAUCUGCAUUGUGUGUGUUACUGAUGCUGUGGGGGAAAGAGAUGAGAGGAUGCACAGAGGGAAAGGAGCUAUGUGUAAGGAAGCUCUUGGUUACAAGCAAAAUACAUCCUUUGUGCCAGCUACUCUCUGACUGUGAUGAUAAACUCCAGGUCUCAUCCUGCUAGAUCAGUGUCUAAAAAAACCCUGCCUUUACCUCCUCUGCAAGGUUUGGUUUGUCAGUGUUGGGAGGAUUCAAGCCCCUUCUGUGAAGUUUGAGGCACUGCCUGCUUUUGCUGACUGUGAGCAGCUUUGAUUCUCACUCUCACAAGGGCUGUCUGCCAUUUCUGGCUCUGGAGCAUUCCUCAGGCUGCGUGAGAACUGUGUCUCCAGCAGAGACUUGGAGCAGAAGGUCACGUCACUCACAGGAUUAAUUCCUGUCUCUUUGGAUACAGUUUUACAAACCUCAGAGAGUUUGAAGGUGAUUCAGGGCACUUGUUCCUUUGUUCCGUACUGGUUUGUCAGCGGUGGGAAACCUGCCUGCGUGUUGGAGGUGAGGCUCUGAAGUGCUAUUAUUGCUGUAGUGGAUGAGCUAUAAAAAGUAGGUUGUUUCUGAGCAGCCUGGUGGAGGUGUUCCUGUUCUUAUCAGCAGAGGGAAGAGUUGACUUGGAUCUCACCCCAUCAGGCAGAGCAGGGAGAGAGGGAGGGUGGCAGUUUUCUGAGCCUUGGUAGGUGGGUUGGGAGGUGAGCUGCUGCUAAAAUCAGGUGUCUCAACCUUUACUGCAGCUGCUGAGCUCUGAGCAGGGGAGCACAUGCUUUAAUCUUGCAGAGGUUUCCAGCUUGAUGGCACAGGUUUUUGGGAGCCUGCUUGCAUCUGGGUGACCACUUUACCUCUGAUUUUGCUGGUGCAGCCAGUGUGUUGGCUGCUUUGUAUUCUCAGUACAAAGCAAUGAGAGAUCCCCUCCCAGGGCAGCUGAAUUGCUUGUCCCUAAACCCAGCUGUGCUUCAGCUGCAGAUGGAUCCAUAGCUCUGGUUGUGGAUUCAUCCUUCCUUCAGUGUCCACACUCACCUGGAAGAAUAAGCCUGUGGUUUUACAUAACCUUUUGAUUUUGAAAGUAAGACCAGAAGUCCAGACUGUGUGGAACUUGCCACAAACCCUUGGCACAGGACUUGAGUCACUCUCAAAGUACAGAUGCUGACUAUCUAGCUGGCCUCCUCCUUGUGACCUGCUGUGUUGGGCUGGCUGAGCCUGUAAAGGUGGUGUAGGCAUGUCAUAAAAUGCUUUUAGUAGUUGUUACCUGCAGCCUUCAUUCCCCCUGAUAGCAAACCUGUGGCCUGCAGUUGGCAGGAGUGUGUUGCUUGAAGCUGAAGCCAGGUCUGCUUUGUCAUUUGGAUGAGGACCUCUUGGUGGGCUGUGCAUCUGCUCUCCUCCAGGCUAGAAAGGUGCUGCUUGUAUCUUGUCCCUUCUGAACCUCUUCAGUGGCAGUGUUAAGAGCCCCCUUCCAAAGGCAAGGUCUGCUUGACUGGCUGGAGAGAAGGGCUCUGCAGAGGCUUGAUACCCUGUGGGAGCUCUUCACAGCUCGGCUUUGCCCCCACAGUAGCAUCUUUGUGUUUACAGUGUGCCUGGCUGGCCUCAAAGUGUCAGAAUGUGCUACUCCUGAUUAAAGGCAAAACUGCUGAUACACCCUGCCUUUAUUCUGUCUAGAGCAAAGGCAGUGAAAAGAGCAAAUUCUAUAUUAAUGCUCCUCCUCUGCCUUCUCACCUUCUGCUUCUGAAAGCCUGGCAGGCUUUUGUGGCAUUUCAGAAGACAAUCCCUUCUGAUUUGGCUUAGAGUGAAGAAAAGCUGUUAGCAUGGUGAAUUUGGAGAGACCAGCAUAAAUGCUCUGACUACUCCUGUGCCUUUACUGACUCUUUUGUGUGUGGCUGCAUCAGCAGGGAAAAGCAGAUGGUGUGAGGAGUUAUAACAUGCAGCCCUGAGAGCUUUGGGAGAGGGGAACAAACAAAAAGAGCCCAACCAGAUUUAGUUUGGAUCUGACCAUCACCCAUGGCCAAGGGGGCUACAAUCACAGCCUCAGUCCUUCUUUCCCUGUUGGGAGCAGUGCUGUCAGCACAGCAUUUUGCCUUUCUUGUUGGUGUUUGGUAUGGGCUGUGCCACCCCCCUGCACAGUGCAUCCCCUUCCUCCUCCAGCCUCAGCUGUCCAGCUUGUUGGGGUAUUUCUGUGAGCUGAUGACAGGGACAGUGUGUGGUGGUGCCUUGUAGAUGGUGAUAAAUUACUGAUGCUGAUGUGUCCCUGUCUUGUUUGCUCUGUAGAAAAUCUUGGAGACAAUUGGCUUUAUUUCUUGAUUCCAGACGGGUGGAGAAGCACUGGGGAAGAUGGAAAACAACUUGGCCAGGGGUAGGAAAACUCUUGGCAGAAGCCUUAUGGAAUAAACAAAGUGCUUGCAGAGCAACAUUGCCCCAGUAGCCACAGCAAGACCUAGGGCUUGAUUCUGGCUCAGGAACAGCGAGCAAGUGACUGGCUGACGUGCAGGGGCUGUGUUGUGCUCCUAGAUCACGUUGUCUGUGUUGUCAAAACACAUGGAUUUGGCCAGCUGGAAAAGAGAAGCAUCAAAGAUCCUCUUCCAGCCAGUUUGUUUGCCUUGGGCCUGAUUUUGUAGCUAUAAAUGUGCUGUGAUCAGGCAGUGCGGGUGCUGGAGUCUCGCUGCACUCCACAUGGACUUGUCAGGCUUUUUGUUUUUCUACUGAGGAGAAAAAGGGAUGGAAUUACUUUGUAACUUUGGCUGUCAGCUUCCUCUGGAGUGAGCAUUGCUGCCACAGCUGCUCUGGAAUGGGACAGAGGUUGGAUGGCAAUUAAUUAGGAAACUGAUACUGGGGAGAAAGCAAAUUCAUCUGCAAGUGUGCUCAGAGGUGUAGGCUACCAGGAAAAAAAACAAACUGCAGCUGCCUCAGUGUUUACUUCUAAACAAGGAGUUUUAAUUGCUUUUUUUAUUGGUUUGAAACUAGUGGGAUUUAAUGGAAGUGUUGGGUGUUGUGUGGAAACAGGUUGUAUAAUCUCAAUUUGCUAGUUUAGGGAAUGGUAACUGUUAGCUCUGUCUUGUAGCUGGUUGCUCACAUGGAAAAUAAUCUUCUGUUGCAUUCAGCUGCCAAAAGAUUGCGUGCUGGCCCUUUGCUGGGGGCCAGAGGGACAGCAGAACUUGCCAGUUGGACAGUGAAAUGUCUGAGGUGUGUGAUCAGGUGGUGGAGAGGAAGAUGAGUUACCAAACUGUGAGUGCCACUGACCUUUUAUUUCGUGUGUGCUGAAUUAAAAUGUAUGUUCCUGGGUUUCUGUUUGGAUUGCAGUAAUCUGAGGGUGUUUUGAGGAGAACUCAGAUCAACAGUGUUCAUUAGCUUAAUUAAAGCAAUCUGCACUUUUUGUUUUUCAUUGAUUGAUACUCCUACUUCCCCUGAGCAGGUGUACCCUGUUUGUAUGUGUAUUUUGCACUCACCACUUCAGUGUGACACCAACGGAGUCAUCUGGGCAUCUCCUGUAGGCUUUGAGUGUAAAUAAGUCUCUAUGAAGUGGUACUUGAUAAAAAUGAAGGUGAAACAUCAGGUCUCUGCUUUGUGCAGAGGAGAGAACAGAGGGAAAAGGUGAACUGUUCUUUCUAAAAUGCCUUCUGACAUUGGUGUUUCACACCACAGACAUCCACGUGGAACAUAACUGUGGUUUGAACAGCUCACCUGCCACACCUGCCCCCCUCUCUGAGGGGUGAGAGUUUGUCUGUCCUUGUGUUGGUGGGUUUGAGAGGAACAGGCUGUAGAAAAGUGACUUUGCAACACUCAGCCUGCUUCAUCCCAGGUAUCAGAAAGCUGAGCAAAAUGCCUGUGUUACUUUUACACCUGAUUGUUGUUAUCCAAGAAGCCUUUUCCAAUUUCAAAUAAUAAAAGGAAAGUUUUGUGAACUUAA
Pogoniulus pusillus (Red-fronted tinkerbird) is the source of this 7022-nucleotide messenger RNA. RefSeq names its product F-box protein 31 (gene FBXO31). The coding region runs from base 3 to 1712 and encodes 569 amino acids. Gene Ontology annotation, biological process: SCF-dependent proteasomal ubiquitin-dependent protein catabolic process. Gene Ontology annotation, cellular component: SCF ubiquitin ligase complex. Gene Ontology annotation, molecular function: protein binding. The transcript is spliced from 10 exons. The record is from RefSeq and is a predicted model, not a curated record. NCBI's taxonomy places the organism in Eukaryota, Metazoa, Chordata, Aves, Piciformes, Lybiidae.